UUGGAGACUCGCCGCCGGGUCUAAAAGGAUUUUGGUGCAGAGACUGCUUUGCUUCGCUUCGCUUUCCUUCCCCAUCCCCCCGUCGCCUUUUGCAGGCCGGAGCCCGAAGCUGCCUCUGCUCUCCUUAAAUGCGCCCUGGGAGCCGGCGGAGAGGCAGCCCGGCGUCGCUCCGCUUUGCCUCUUAACGUUUUUUUUUUGGGGGGGGGGAAUCCGGAGUUGGGGACAGCAAAUCGACUCGGAUUGGGUUUUUUUUUUUCCCCCGCUCCCUUCCUCCCCUUUCCCCCUCCUCUUCCUGGGCAUAAACCGCACCAACGCCAUGUCUGCGAAAGAUAACCCGUGCAGGAAAUUCCAGGCCAAUAUCUUUAACAAAAGCAAAUGCCAGAACUGCUUUAAGCCCAGAGAAUCGCAUCUGCUGAAUGACGAAGAUUUAAAUCAGGCCAAGCCUAUUUACGGUGGGUGGCUGUUGUUGGCUCCCGAAGGCACCGAUUUCGACAACCCCGUUCAUCGCUCUCGGAAAUGGCAACGGCGGUUUUUCAUCCUGUACGAACACGGCCUCCUCCGCUACGCCCUGGACGAGAUGCCGACCACCCUGCCCCAGGGCACCAUCAACAUGAACCAGUGCAUGGAUGUGGUGGACGGAGAGAGCCGGACAGGACAGAAAUUCUCCCUCUGCAUCCUGACGCCAGAAAAAGAGCACUUCAUCCGGGCAGAGAACAAGGAGAUCAUCAGCGGGUGGCUGGAGAUGUUGGUUGUCUACCCGAGGACAAACAAGCAGAAUCAGAAGAAAAAGAGGAAAGUUGAGCCACCGACCCCCCAGGAACCUGGGCCCGCAAAGAUGGCGGUGACGAGCAGCAACAUCCUGAGUGCUGAGAAGGUCCCAGCCACCAAGUCCACCCUCUGGCAGGAAGAACAGCCUGAUGGGAAUGGGGCAGUGGGCAUUCCAAGCCCCAUAGAAGGCCCAGCCUCCUCUUCCUGUUCCCUGAAGGAGCCGACGCUGGAGAGCAAAGAAGAUGAUAGUGUGAUGGACGGUGAUCGCGGCGAUUGCGGGCGGAAGGCGCGCGUGGAGAGCGGCUAUUUCUCCCUGGAGAAGACCAAGCAAGACACCAAGGUCGAGGAGCUGCAGCUGCUGACCCCGCCAUCCCCACCCAGUCCUGGCACCCCUAAUGACAGGUACAGUGACUUCACGUCGCCCUCCCCAGAGGAAAGCUGCCCUUUUCCUUCCCCAGGUGCCCGGCCCGGCGGCCGAAUGGUUUACAGCUUCUCCCUCAACGCCCUGGACUCGAAAAGCACCUACCUCGCCUCUCGCAAGGACCCCGUUGGCCGAGAUGGGGCUGGCGGAGCCGAGAGGCCGGCCCGGCCCCUUGCCUUUAAAGCCAGCCGGCAGUACGCCACCCUAGCCGACGUCCCCAAGGCCAUUCGGAUCAGUAACCGGGAAGCCUUCCAAGCGGAGCGGAAGCGGCUGGAGCGGAGGGCCCGGGCCCGCAGCCCCGGAAGGGAAGAAGUGGCUCGGCUCUUCGGCAACGAGAGGAGGAGGUCCCAGGUGAUUGAGAAAUUUCAGGCCCUGGAUCACGAGCACGCAGAACACAUGGAGACCAGCGUGUCCAGCGGGGCUCUCUCCAGUGAGACUCGACAGGGCAGGAGUGAGAAGCGGGUUUACCCCCGGAAACGGGACUUUGACGCUGAAUCAGCAACAAGCUCCAUCCAAGACGUGUCCUCGUGCCCUCUGUCCUCUCACCGCAGAGCCAAGUCGCUAGACAGACGAUCUACCGAGUCCUCCAUGACGCCCGACUUGCUGAACUUCAAAAAAGGAUGGCUGACCAAACAGUACAAAGACGGGCAGUGGAAAAAACACUGGUUUGUGCUGACGGAUCAAAGCCUGCGAUACUACCGAGACUCAGUGGCAGAGGAGGCGGCCGAUCUGGAUGGGGAAAUCGACUUGUCAACGUGCUUCGAUGUGACAGAAUAUCCAGUCCAGAGGAACUAUGGCUUCCAGAUCCAUACUAAAGAAGGAGAGUUCACCCUCUCUGCCAUGACUUCUGGGAUUCGCCGGAACUGGAUCCAGACGAUUAUGAAGCACGUGCGCCCCACCACUGCCCCGGAUGUGACCAACUCCUUGCCGGAGAAGAAAAGCAAAACCAGCUCAUCGCCUGAGGCAUGCCCCAAGCCGAGCGAGAAGCAGGACUCCGAGCCGGCUGAAAUCGACCCUGAGCACAAACGCAGCCGUGUCCGGGAGCGCAGGCGAGAGGGCCGGUCCAAAACCUUUGACUGGGCCGAGUUCCGCCCCAUCCAGCAGGCCCUGGCCCGAGACCGAGGGAGUGGGGGAGAGCAGUCCAAAGGCGAGGGGCCGGCUCCUUUACCCAUGGAGCCCGGCUCCUCUGACGCAGACCCCGGGGAGUUGGAAAGAGAGCGGGCGCGGCGGAGGGAGGAGCGGCGAAAGCGUUUCGAGAACCUGGAUGUGCCCGACGAGGGAAGCCCGGAGGACUUCUCUAAGAUGGAGGUGGACAGAGUCCCUGGCUUGCCCGUCGCUUCGGAGGCCAAGCCACAGAACGUCCAUGUGGAAAUCGAGCAACGGUGGCACCAGGUGGAGACGACUCCUCUACGCGAGGAGAAGCAAGUGCCCAUCGCCCCGUUGCAGCUUGCGCAUCCCGAGGACGGCGGCGAGACGCUCCACAAGCAGCACCUCACGGCGCUUCUGGAGAAGGAGCUGGAGCAGAGCCAAAAGGCGGCUUCGGAACUCCUGGAGCAGAACCGAAUUCUGCAGGACCAGUUGAAGGUGGCGCUGGGCCGGGAGCAGAGCGCGAGGGAAGGCUACAUCCUGCAGACUGAGGCGCCCCCGGCCCCAUCGGGGGCCUGGCAGAGACUUCACAAAGUCAACCAGGACCUCCAAAGCGAGCUGGAAGCCCAGUGCCAGCGCCAAGAGCUGAUCAAUCAGCAGAUCCAGGCCCUGAAGCGUAGCUACGGAGAGGCCAAGGACGUCAUCCGCCACCACGAAGCGGAGAUCCAGAGCCUGCAGGCCCGGCUGGGCAACGCCGCCGCAGAGCUGUCCAUCAAAGAACAGACGCUGGCCAAGCUGAAGAGCGACCUCAAGGCCGAGAAGGAGAAAGCGCAAGAGCAGAUGGAGGAAUGGCAGCACAGCGAGACAGCACUGAGCUCGCAGCUGAAGGCCAGCGAGCAGAAGCUCAAGAAAGCAGAAGCACUCCUCCUGGAGAAGACCCAGGAGCUGCGGGAUCUGGAAACACAACAGGCCCUGCAAAGGGACUGCCAGAAAGAAGUCCAGCGGCUGCAGGAGAGGAUCGCUGAUGUGAGCCGGCAGCUCAGCGCGAGCGAGCAUUCCCGGAUGCUCAUGGAGGAGAAGCUGCAGAGGAACUAUGAGGCUUUGUUGGAAAGCUGUGAGCGGGAAAAGCAGAUCUUGAUCCAGAGCGUCAAGGAAGUGGAAGACAGAGCCAGUGACUAUGAGAACCAGCUCCAGAACAGCGAGCGGCAGAUGGAGAUCCUGCAGAAGGAGAAGCUGACGGCCAAAUUUGAAGGCAGUGAGAUUGUCCACCAGCUGGAGGAGCAGCUUGAGAUGAAGGAAGACAGCAUCCAGAAGUUGGCGGAGCACAUCAAGAGCCUGGAGGAGGAACGGGAUCAGAUCAAAUACAGGUUCCAGGAGCUGAUGAACCAGGUGGCCGAGUCAGACCACGAGGUUGCCAAGCUGCAAGCGAAACUGCAGGCUGAGGAGACCAACUACCGCACGUUGGAGCAUUCCUACGAGGAGGUGUCAGGCCAAUUCCAGAACUUGCAGAAAGUCCUGCAGGAGAAGGAGGAAGAGUUGAAAGCCAUUCGGAAGGUCCACCUAAAAACCGUCCAAAAGGAUUGCGAUUCAGUUGAAUCUUCGUCGGGAAUAGAAGGAAAUCAACAGGCCAAAGACAAGUCGCCGAAAACAUUGGCUGAUGAAAAUUUGGGGCACUGCGCCGUCCAAGAAACUCUCAGUCCCGGUGCUGCACCAGAAGACGAUGUCGAUGAAGUCACGCAGCAUCCGCAGGUUCCGGGAGAAAUCCCCAUUUUCGAAGGCAUGCCCACCAAGGACAACAGUCCCAGUCAGAGACAGAUUUGCGAACAGGCAACCACGAAAGCAGAAGAAUACAGGUCUCCUUUGAAGCCUGCACAUCCUCAAGAGAGGGAGGCUUGUCUGAAGGAUCUGGCCAAGCUUGACACGGAAAUCCCAGGAGCCAAGAGGCAGAGGAUCCGUUUCUCCAGCAUCCAGUGCCAAAAGUACGUCCACGCGGAUGGCUCGGAGAAGACGUGGACCAGCAGCACUUCGUCAGACACCAGCCAGGACCGCUCGCUUUCCGAAGACAGCAUGUCGUCGGAACCAGCUCCUUGUUACCCAGCCUCGGGCGACUCGGAGACUUACCUGUCUAUCAUCCAUUCCCUGGAAACCAAACUUUACAUCACGGAGGAGAAGCUCAAAGACGUGACGACGAAACUGGAGAGCCAGCAGGGGCACAACCAAGAUACCCUCCUUGCGCUUCACCACCAGUGGGCCGUAACGGAAGCCCAGUUGAGGGAGCAGCUGCAAGAAAGCUUGACGCAAGUCAGCCUGUUGGUUUCGCAGCUGGAGAACGAGAGCCAGGGGAAACUCAGGCUGAUGGCUGAACAUGCCAGCGAGCUGGGGGAAUUCCAAGGAAGGAACGAUCAAGCCUUGAUGUGUUUGAAACGGUGCGGGGAACAGCUUAGAACUCUGCCCCGGUAUGACCAGGAAAGAGGGGGAGAGAUGUUCUUGGAUGCCUUGUCCAGCAUGGAGAUAACAUUAUCUAGUGCUAUCCAGGCCUUACAGGGGACACUGUCUUUACCUGAUCUCCAGCCAAGAGGAAGUCUCCCACCCCAAGAAGCCAGUUUGCUGGAUAAUAAUAUGCCCGCCCCCCUACAACAGCAAACAGAGUUGUCCGAACGAGACCAACUAAAGUUGCUUUCCAAACGGGUGGCGUUUGAAGCUUGCCUGAUAAACCAGAUAGCAGAGUCACUGAGAGACUCCACUUCUGCGAUUGCCCUGACCCUUCGGGAGAUUCAUGGGACGGUGGAGGCUGUCCUCCUAGAGCCUUCCAAUGUUUCCCAGACAGCGGUCGCCUUGGCCAACAUUUUAUCGAAAAAGCUAGUGUUGGAGGAUGAGUUUUGGAGCCAAGUUGAGGAGUUAAGGAAGCACCUAGGCAAGAAAGAGGAAAAGAUGGAAGCAGGAAGCUCAGACUCGCUUCAAGGCCUCAUUCACACCAUUGCAGAUAGCACGCUCGUUCAAGCUGAGCUGGGUUUUGUUGCCCAGAAAAUUCGGGAGUCCUUUCAUCAGAGGCUGAAGGCCAUUGAAGAGGACCUCCACAACACCAAGACGGCCCUUCAGCAGCACAAGUGCAUGCUGGAGGAGAUCAUUAAAGCCUACCAGACGCCUCAGUUCAACGGGGUUAUGGAGCAGAUCUCCAAAGCCCUUGAAAUCCAAGAGGGCGCCUCCGAAAGCUUCCAAGCAUCUUGGGAUGGUCGUAUUCAGGAGCACAGGACAGAAGGUCGCAGCUUGCAAAGUCUUAGCAGUCAAGCUUUGGCCGCUGUUCAGGAAGAACUUUCUCAGCAGCUAAAAGACAGAGCGAAAGUCUUGGAAGAAAUAGCAGCCGCUUUACUGACUCUGUCCCCCGAGGAGGCCCUGAAAGACUGCCAGAAGCUCCUGAAGGUUUCUCGCACUCCUCCUUACCUGUCAUGUAUGGGGGAUCUUGAACGCUACUCUUCCCUGCUAGUCCAGGAUGCAAUUAUCCAGGCCCAAGUUUGUUAUGGAGCCUACAGAGCUAGGCUGGAGUACGAAAAGGAGGCAUGGCUAAAUAAAGAGUCACUGCAGAACAUGGACGCUCUGUGCCAGGAGCGCAUCAGGGCCGUGGCAGUCCUCAGAGAGGAGUACGAAGAUUUGCUCCGUAAGCAGCAAAACGAAUAUUCUGAGAUGAUUGCCGUCCUCGAAAAGGAGAACGUGGACCUGAAAGCAAAAGUGGCCCAGCUAGACAACCAGCGGAAGCUUCUGGAAGAAGAAGAACGGCAGCAGAGCAGAAAGAUGUUGGAGCUGCAGGGCAGGCACGAAGAGGAGCUGCAGACUGUGGUCGAGCAGUUGAACAGGACGGAGGACACCCUGAAGGCUGAAAGGACCAAGGGGCUCCACCAGCUGGAUGCCAUCAUACGAGACAAGCAGAACUUGGAGCGGUACCACCUGGAGCAAACCCAGACCUUGGAGGACAAGUUCCAGGUCAAGAUGAAGGAGCUGCAAAUCAUUCACAACGAGGAGCUGCAGACAUUGCAAGACCAUUACAGCAGAAAUCUGCAAGGCUUGCAGGAAUCUCUAGACGAGUACCGGACGCAGCGCCCAGAAUAUUUGCCUGGAGAUGCACCUGAAGCUGGCCAUCUGGAAUCGCGCGCUGAGGGUCAGCUUGAAGGUGGGCCGCAGGGCUCCGAGGGCGAGCUCAGCUCCAUGCACGGGUUGCGCGAGCGCAUACAAGAGCUGGAAGCCCAGAUAGAUGUCAUGCGAGACGAGCUGGAGCACAAGCACUUGGAAGGAAGCGCAUCGACCCUGCGGGAAAAAUACCAGAAAGACUUUGAGAACCUCAAGGCGACUUGCGAGCGAGGGUUCGCAGCCAUGGAAGAGACUCACCAGAAAAAGAUCGAGGACUUGCAGAGGCAGCACCAGCGGGAACUGGAGAAGCUACGAGAAGAGAAAGAUCGGUUGCUGGCGGAAGAGACGGCGGCUACCAUCUCAGCCAUAGAAGCCAUGAAGAACGCCCACCGGGAAGAGUUGGAGCGGGAGCUAGAAAAAACCCAAAGGUCCCAGAUCAGCAGCAACAACUCCGAUGUGGAGGCUCUGCGGAAGCAAUACCUGGAGGAGCUGCAGUCCGUCCAGCGGGAGCUGGAAGUGCUGUCAGAGCAAUACUCGCAAAAGUGCUUGGAGAAUGCCCACUUGGCUCAGGCCCUGGAGGCUGAGAGGCAGGCCCUCCGUCAGUGCCAACGCGAAAACCAGGAACUCAACGCCCACAACCAGGAGCUGAACAACCGCCUGGCUACAGAGAUCACACGAUUACGGGCGUUGCUGACCAGAGAGGGCGGGACGGAGACUGCCGGCACGCCUCUCACCCAGGGCAAGGAUGCCUACGAGCUGGAGGUUCUGCUGCGAGUCAAGGAAUCGGAAAUCCAGUACUUGAAGCAAGAGAUCAGUUCCCUGAAGGAUGAAUUGCAGACAGUACUGAGGGAUAAGAAAUAUGCCAGCGAUAAGUAUAAAGAUAUCUACACAGAACUGAGCAUUGUGAAGGCCAAGGCCGACUGUGACAUCAACAGGUUGAAAGAACAGCUCAAGGCUGCCACAGAGGCCCUGGGAGAGAAGUCCCCGGAGAACGCCGCAGGGUCUCGAUACGAUAUCAUGAAAUCUAAAAGUAGCCCAGAUUUCUUGAAGAAAGACAAGACCAAUGUUGGCCGGUAUUACAGAAAUCUCAGGUCAAAGAGUCUGAAGGAAGGCCUGACCGUGCAAGAGCGCCUCAAGCUCUUUGAAUCCAAGGACUUGAAGAAAGACUAGUUCUCCUUCCUGUUCGGCUUGACCACACGCACCUUCUCGCUGGCGGCGUCACCACACAAGCACCCUUUGAUAUUCUUUGUUGUUCCUUAGGAUCUUCAUUGCUCUUUUUGGUAUGGAUAUGUGAAAAACGCUGCGGCAGUUUUCUUUGGCCUGUCGGACAGACUUGCCAAGACGUUGCCCCGCUCGAGAAGCGGACAAGAUUGGGGGAUAUGCUUCCCCUCCUUUCUGGCUCCUCACACAAAAGCCCUCCACACUAAGCGUCAGUAUUAAGGCUCGACGGCCUGUUGAUAAGCUAGCUCUGUUUGACCAAAUGCUUUGGUGUAGCGACAGAGCCCUGGGGGGAGGGGGGUGGUGCGACACACUGUGUUUUAGCUCUGCCACUGUUGACACUAACCCAAGCACUUACAGGCAUGCUUUGAGCCAAAUUCUUGCAUCCCUGAAACAAAACUUGAGAGCCUGCUCUUGGCAUGGUUUCUACCUGGAUUGCAGCACCAGUAAGUGGAGUGGGGGAUAUAGCUUUGUAUACUCUUGUCUGCAUUGUCAAAUGAUGGAAUUAUUCCUCUAGUGUAUUUUAGAAGCUUCCUGAGAAAUUUUCUUUGGAAACAUAGUGGUGUGAUGGACUCCUGCUCUUGAAAGAAGGAUAGCCUGCCCCCCCCCACCCCUUUCUAUGCUCCAUACUGAUCCCAGGAGUCUGUUUAUGCUGGUAUCCACUAUUCCAGCAGUAAGACUUCCAGAUAGCAGGAUACUUUGCAGAGAGUGGGCUUUUGACUUGCUGAUCAGUGAAGGAUGUUCAUGACACUACAGCUGAGGUCAGGGCAGAAAUAGGGGCUUGACCAAAAGAUAAGGAGUCAUAUGUGGCUGUAAGCUGGUAUCUAUGUCUGGAUGUUCAGCUGUAAGAUGGGAGGUCCUGCAGUGGAAUGGUGAGUCGCAAAACAAGCCUGUUUAUUGAAACAUGGCAUUUGAGAGGCAUGCAAAAUAAAUUACGGAGCUUGUUAGUGCUCGAUCUCAUCAUUUUACCUCCAACAAAGCAAUUUUGUGCCCCAGAGUUGGUUUUUCUUCCAGACCCCACAGAUACAGAUUGGGGAAUAUAUCUUUCAAAGUAUUGUUUCCUGAUUUCAGUGGUCUUUCCAGGGAGGAAAGUUUCGGUCUUGUCUGUUGCAAAUGUUUGGUUCCCCCCUCCUUUUUUUUGAAACUGUCACUGGAACUGGUUUUCCUUUGUCCUCCGAAGAAAUGGAAAAGGAGUAUUUUGCUUGUGCUGAUACGCUAAAAAAACAAAAUCCAAGCAAGCUGUUUUGUUCCCCUGUGGCAGAGGCUACCUGAGAGUAGCCCUAUGCAUUGUACAAAAAAAGUUGUUUUUUGUAAUAAUAUACUUGAUUAAAAUCCUACUGGACUUUUUUGCAUUUUGGUGGUUCAUAUGCAGUACUUAAGUUUUGUUGUGAACACUUUUAAGCACAUGCACGCUCUGUGUAGCUUAGUUUUCCUUUGUAAUUCCCUUUUUUUAAAAACGGCUUUGUUAUCCUCUUUAAAAUAAUUUAAAACCUGUAUAGUAUUCAAAGCACGCCAUGUAAAUAUUUAUUACUCAAAAACUCUAGUGGAGGGUUAUGUUUUUGGUGACUUUUUUAAAAAAAAUCUUGUUCUAAUACACUGUUAACUUGGGAAAUUAUUUAACCUGAAAGGGGAAGGGGCUGUGGAUCAGUGGUAGAGCACCUGCUUAGCAUGCAGAAGGUCCCAGGUUUGAUCCCUGGCAUCUCCAGCUAUAAAAAAAAACUAGGCAGUAGGUGAUGUGAAAGACCUUUCUCUGCCUGAUACCCUGGAGAGUCUGAGUAGACAAUACUGACUCUGAUGGACCAGUGGUCUGAUUCAGUAAAAGGCAGCUUCAUGUGUGAUAAACUCUGCUCUGUGUUCCCUUAUAGGUUUGUUGGAAUGUUAUAAAUAUACAUUUUAAAUAUAUUUUUUAAAAUUUCUGAUACCUUUUUAGUUUUGGAAAUGACUGUCCCAAGAACACGUGAAAUGUUUCAAAACUUUAAACCUACUUACCUGUACACUGAUUUUCUUCCCUACUCUGUUCAGCAAUCUUAUAAGUUGACAGUGGUAUAAAAUCUUUUGAGUGCGCUGAUUUGCUAUGUUUCUAUGGCAGUAGUGGUGGUAGCAGCUACUCUCUCACUAGGCAGACGUCAAUAUCUUUGCAUGUCAACACUGCUGCAAAGUUAACUAAGGUUCCCAUAUAUUAGGGCCAAGAGUCUAACUGCUAUUUGCACAGCUGUACAGAGAUGCUGAUGCCUAUGAGGAUUUCUACAGACAACUUGUAUAGAUUCUGAUCCUUUCCCGUCCCUUUGGAGUUUCAUGGCAUGGUGCUGUAACAGCAUGGCAGAAUCCUGUUCUUUUAGGACAACCGUUCAAUUUAGAGUUAACACCCUUUCGUUGACGACAGGUUCAACAGAACGGCCUUGCUAAGCUGAUUCCUUUACCACUAGAAUAUGAAAAAAUUCCUUAGAAGUAGAGGUGCCAUUACUGCAUGACUUGAGAAACGGUGAUGUCAGCAUAUACAGUUGAAGUUUUGCUUUUGCUAGUGGUAUUCAGCAGCCUGAAGCCAUGCUUAGAAGUCCUCAAGGAUACAUGAAAUGGGGAGGGGAGGGGGGUUUCACAGUAGACCCAAUUUGCCCAAAGCAGUUUGGCUUAGGGACAUGAUUUUGUUCUGGCAGGAAAAGAACAUGUGAGUUUACCACAGCUUAAAAUGGGAACAUUCCUCUGUAACUGAAAAGGGAGAAAAAAAAAAUCUGCUAGCCUCUAAAUGCACAUAUUGUGCUUGAGUGACAAGAGCAUGUACUAAUAUAUUCUUUGGACAGAAUGCAUUUUAAUAAGGGGGGCGAACUAGCAAAAUACCCUUGAGCUUCCCUCAACUGACUAACCCACCCCUCUAGUUCUUUGAGACUGGGAGGGGGGCUAUCUGCCUGCCUGAGUGAUAUGCAGACCCAUGCAUUAUCCCUAUGUGACCCUUCCAAGAAUCACAUAGGAGGAGACUUGUAGCUCAGCAAGACACUGAGGCGAAAAUAAGGCCUUAGGGAGCAGCAAUACUGUUAAAACCACAACUGGCAACCAGUGCGCAAGAGGUACAUUUCAACAAAAUCACUGCAAAGGAAAGGAGAUGUGCCCCCCCCCCCCCCCCAAAUCUGCUUGUGUGAUCUGACUAAUUUUCUUUUGGCAGAGAAGAAUUUUGAACCUCCUGCUAGGAGAAGGAAAGGUAUUUUCCUCCUUUAUUUUCAUGCUUUUAAAAGAGCUAUUUCCCUCUUCAGCUGUUCACUGUAAUAGAAGUGUCAUUGAUGUCACAGUAUUUAUUCCUUACAAAAUCUUGUGUGACAUGCUAGGGGUCCCAUGGAUGUAGCGCUGAUGAUUUUUAUUUUGUAAAUAUAAUUACUUUACUAUACAUAAAACUAUAUCGUAAUAAACUAUUUUUGCACCACU
Messenger RNA from Heteronotia binoei (common prickly gecko), 11029 nucleotides. It is a transcript of the gene MPRIP, whose product is annotated as myosin phosphatase Rho interacting protein. Gene Ontology annotation, biological process: actin filament organization. Gene Ontology annotation, cellular component: actin cytoskeleton. The record is from RefSeq and is a predicted model, not a curated record. NCBI's taxonomy places the organism in Eukaryota, Metazoa, Chordata, Lepidosauria, Squamata, Gekkonidae. Gene Ontology annotation, molecular function: actin filament binding. The transcript has 24 exons. Bases 317 to 7567 code for a protein of 2416 amino acids.